This is a messenger RNA of Leptinotarsa decemlineata (Colorado potato beetle), 959 nucleotides long. It is a transcript of the gene mRpL16, whose product is annotated as mitochondrial ribosomal protein L16. NCBI's taxonomy places the organism in Eukaryota, Metazoa, Arthropoda, Insecta, Coleoptera, Chrysomelidae. Gene Ontology annotation, cellular component: mitochondrial large ribosomal subunit; ribosome. Gene Ontology annotation, biological process: mitochondrial translation. Gene Ontology annotation, molecular function: rRNA binding; structural constituent of ribosome. The record is from RefSeq and is a predicted model, not a curated record.
AAUUUUGUAACCUAACUUUUAAAUACCUUUUUUUUAUUGUUUUCUGUUGUUUUCCCAUUUUUCUUUAUUGAUUUUUGGGCCAUUUAGAAUUUGGAUAUGAAGUCAGAGCUGGUUUGUUUGACCAUGAAUUUUCAAAAAUUGCACAUACUACGAGCACCAACUAUUUUCAUAACUCAAAAAUUAGGAUUUAAACAUUAUCCUCCUCCACCUAAUUACGAUGGUGUGGAAAUGCCUGAAAGACCUAAGCUCAGAGUUGUUGAAAGAGCCCCACAGUAUCCACCAAAUNGGCUACAGAUUCUUUUAGCUGAUCCCUUUAUUGCUAUCUCGGCAUUAGGAGGAGGCCGAUUGAAAUGGGGACACUUUGAAAUGAUGCGUCAGAUUAUUGGUCGAAAAAUAGACGCCAGUCGUAUGUUUGCCAUCUGGAGAGUUGAUGCACCAUGGCAACCACUGACAAAACAGGGCCUAGGUACACGUAUGGGAGGAGGAAAAGGUGCCAUUGACCAUUAUGUGACUCCUGUGAAAUCAGGACGUAUCAUCCUGGAAGUAGGAGGUAAAUGCGAAUAUAAAGAAGUAGAACGUUUCUUAGUAGACAUAGCUAUGAAAUUACCCUUCAAAGCAACGGCUGUAUCUCAGAAGAUACUCGAUGAUAUGAGGAAUCAAGAAAAAUGGGAGGAAGAAAAUAAUCAAAACCCUUAUACCAUGAAAUAUCUAAUACAAAAUAACAUAGGAGGAUGUUAUAGGUGGUUAUCUCCAACAGAUAUGAAAUAUUUUGGGAAGUAUGUUUAGAUACUGGAUAGGACCAUCCAUGAGUUGUUUUUCUGUAUUCUGUACAGUUUUACUGUUCAAUGGUGAAAAGUACAAGUGAUUUUAAUUAUAUAGAAAGCUUCAAAUAUAAAAAAACGUAUAGGUAUAAGAAAAUAUGUGUAUCAUUUUGAGUUGAAUAGACUUUUCUGUACUGA